AGCCAAUUGCUGAGGCUCGCUCGUUUUAGCCCAUUAACUCAGUAGUCAGCUACUUAUGGCUCGGACUAAGCAAGUACCACCUAGCAAAUUCGAUGUUGGGAAGGCUCAAGCUCACGUGUCAAUCAUUGCUCCUGGACAACCCAAGAUUGAAAUACCCGGUGGUCCAGCGCAGACAGUACCCUCUUAUGUCAAUGUGUCUUCUCCACUUGAGGUGAAAAAUAUUUUCUGUAUCCUCUGCCGAGACCUUCGAGGAAACCUUAACAUGUUCACUUGUGACGAGUGCCCACGUGUCAUCUGCACUCGUUGCGUUGACGUCCCUCCAAAUUACAUAGGAGAAUUGAAAGAAACGGACGUUAAAUUUCGCUGCAUCCUUUGUCACACAGCGUUGAUGAAGAAAUUGGACAAGCCAACACCGUAUUAUGGAUUUUUGAGGGGCGGAAAGCCUGUUCUCCCAUUCUUUCUGCCUAUCUGCACGCAGUUAGAAACAUCUAGGCGCUCCGAGAUAUCUGCGUCCCACAUUCUCAUCAUUCACUUCACACUGGUUGACCACGCGACUGUUUGGAGUCCGGCUGACAUGAUGUAUCAAUUUUUGGUGCCAUAUUUUCCGCAUGGUGGUCUCUGUAAGCUCGAUGUGGUCUUUGAUCUAGGCAGUCCAGAGAAAAUCAAAGGUUACUAUGAACAAUGCAAGCUUGCCAACGACAUUCUCAGUCAGGAUCAUCACAAGUUUGUAUGUGUGAUUACGACCCGCACUGACGACGAUGGAGACCCGUUCAUCGGCCAUACAAUGCAAGAUGAAAGUGGCUACUACAGUUCUGUUUCUGUUCCUGAGUUCUUGGAUGUUCUCUUCAAACCGUGGCAGGACGUAAUCACUCGGGCUAAAGACACAACACUGAUCUUCAUGGGCUGCUGAGCCAUCAUCAACAAUACUGCAUCGUUUCGCAAUCUGUGCUCAUCUAUCCUCGAUUCCAAACUUUCAUCUACAAUUGCGUUCACAGCUCCACACUUCCGACCAUCA
Suillus bovinus is the source of this 1015-nucleotide messenger RNA. RefSeq lists its product as uncharacterized. The record is from RefSeq and is a predicted model, not a curated record. The coding region runs from base 56 to 910 and encodes 284 amino acids. The transcript is spliced from 4 exons. NCBI's taxonomy places the organism in Eukaryota, Fungi, Basidiomycota, Agaricomycetes, Boletales, Suillaceae.